AUCACCGAUCAUUGAGUUUGCCAGUCAUCGACUUAUCGAACGAUCCCGACCGGCUGCGAAAGGAUCCACAGCGGGUUAGUGCAUCCGUGUCACGAGGACGAUUCCAAGAUACCAAGAGCACUGAGCGUACCCAUAAAGGUCAAUCACACCGAGUGCUCGGAUAGUUUCUUCGUUCUAUACAAAGGAGUAUAACAGUGUUUAAACCGCACGGCAUUCACCCUGCUAUAACAUUAUCGUGCUAGACGUUAGAACUUUGCGUGUUUUUCAACAAUUCUUCUUCCUCGUAUUUCAACGUUAUUUCCACUGAAUAUGCUGCUUGUUCUUGCCUCAUUGCUCCUGGCGGUGGCAGCUGAGUCGCCUUUGACCCAGCAAAGAUAUGAAGAUACAGAAUAUGGAAGCCAGUAUCCUGGAGCAGCAUCCAACAAGGACAAAGGUACUUUGGAAAAUUUAGGAUUACUUGAUUCCGAGGUUGCUGAUGAAUUGAAUGGUAAAGGUUGGCAGGGCGUGGUGCCUGGGAUCCCUGAGAAGGACUAUCCGAAUUUGAAUAAAGUACCGGAAACGUCAUUUACCUGUGAAGGUAAAAUAGCUGGAGGAUAUUACGCAGAUGUCGAAACACGAUGCCAGGUAUUUCACGUCUGCAACACAGGGGGCGUAAAAAGCUCGUUCCUGUGUCCCGGUGGGAGUAUAUUCAAUCAAAAAUAUUUCGUGUGCGAUUGGUGGUACGACUUUGAGUGCGACGACGCGACUGAACUUUAUUAUUUGAAUGCAAGAAAUAAUCGUGGAAACGAACGUAGUCGUCCGGAGUCGCAACAUCCGGAACAUGAUUAUUCAUCGAACGAUGGCCAUCAGAAUUCUUCUGUAUCCUAUAAUGGUAGAAGCAGGACCCUGAACGAGGGCUUCGAUUUGUCACUGGCCGGAACUGGCGAGGGUGCUUCUGGUUAUACUAGGGAUAAAGAAAUUCAUGGUGAUCAAAGUAACGUUAGGAAUAUUGAACGCAAUGAAAAUCGUCCGAGCGGAAACUACAACAUGAAGGAUCCCGGUCAACAGAUUUCAAAUAAUUCCGGACAGGAUGUUGGCAGGCUUGAGGAAAGAUGGAAAAAUCGAGAUAAGACCAACGAGAAUAGGGAAUCCCAUGAGAAUCAUUCGGUCCAGGGAGAUUACGAUCGGAGUAUAUACCAUUCGAGACGCAAGGACGAAAGUUUGGACGGUUACGAGGAGAGUCCUUCUAUUCGGAGGAUAUUUAGCUCACAGAAUGAUAGAAACAGUCGGCUCAAUGAUGGCGCGCGUAGAGAUCAUUUUGAUCUUAAUGAAGACAGGAGAAACUUUGAAAAGGGGGAAUAUCUGACACCGGGAAACGACCAAAGUUUGUUUAACGAAAGGUCUAAGGGGGAUAUGAAUUUUGAUAAGGGAUACGAUAAAAAUAAUGAUCAUAAUAGUAAUCGUUUUUCAAGUAUACAAGUAAUUAAUCAUUUUCGUAAUACAGUACGAAAUCAUGAUCGAAAUGGCUUUUUUGUCAAUGGGCCAAGAUCACAGGGAGAAAACGAUUCCGGUAAUGAACGAGGAAUUUCGUUUUUUCGUGAAAAAUUUGAUAAGUCCUAUCAGCAAAAUAAUCAUCCGAUACCUGGUCACGUAAAGAAGACGUCUGGUGGGCGAAAUAUAAUUGAGAAUGAAAAUCAUUUUGGAGAAAGAUCAUCGAGACCUGGGAUAAGGUAUCUGUAUCCGAAUGAAAACGAGGAUAGAUACGAAAUAAAUGGUUUUCCAAAAAAUAAUUAUUCGGAUAAUAACGUAAAUCAUUUAUCGGAAUCAUCCAGAGAUUAUCGUAAAAAACAAUGUGAAUCCAGUAACAAUAUACCACCUGAACUUCGACAGGAUCCAUCAAAGUCUAUUUUGACUCCUGAUAACAGCCAUAGGCAAAAUGCAGGCAGAACAGUUCAAAGGGUAACCGGUGGUUUACAGGGUGGAAUUGGCAAUGGGUAUCCAGGAUCUAACAGGGAGUUGCCUGGUUCCAAUGCAAUAGCCGGUACUAUUGCUCCUGUCCUUCCCGUGGAAUCGCAGGACGUUCCUAAUGAUCGAGUUAAAGGAACGGGUUCAUUGAAUUUCAAUGGUCAUUAUCCCAGUAAUGAAUAUCCAUCAGGACCCCCGAGACAGGAGACGGGAUCUCCAGGAUUCGGUUUAAAUGCGAAUAAUGGAUACCCUGGUAUUAGGCCGAAUCCGAACACGAAUGGAAUACUCACUGGGCAAGGACGAACGUCCUUAGUAACUAAGACUCCCUCAGGAACUACUAGUCCUGGUGAAAUCACUAGUAUCAGUACAGGGUACGGUAAUGGCGUAGCUAGCACAACUGAUAACUUUAACGAACAUGGAGACUAUAAGGGUGGUUUACAAAGGGAUGAAACUCAUGGUUCUACAAGCAACCUUCCUCCCUUUGGAAAACGAAAUUGGAUUCAACAUAAUCAAGGAUACCUUCCAUCGGACUCAGCGAGAAAUGAAGACAAUGAAAAAUUUGUAAAAGAUAUUAAAAAUGUACAGAAUAAUUUUGGAAAAUUUAAUUGUAGAAACGGUCAUGUAAAUGAAUUUGAAAAUAUCGAUUAUCUGCCUCCUAAGAUUUCUGGUAACGAGAGAGAGGAAAGACAUAUGGAAGAUCGUACGAGGUAUCUUCCAGCGUUAUAAUUAAAUAAAUUAAAUUAAAUUUUACAUAUAUUAUUUAAUGUGUUUAAUAGACCUAGGAAUUCAAUAAACUUUAUAUUACAUCUAACGUGUAUAUAUUUUAUUGAAUAAUAAAAAUAUAGCGAUAAACGGAAAGAAAAGAAACGACGGAUCGUUUAUCUAACCAAUGACGAUUAACGCAUUAACGAUUAAGAAAAGUCUGGCACGAUUCGGGUCGAGAUAGGCGUGGCUCGUGCAUAACACGCUAUGUCAAUUACAGCAUCUUUACGUAUGCAGAACAGUAGUAACAGACAAUCAGAAUGCACGCAAUAAGCAAAAGAAGCGUAGCGUCUCUCUCAUAGUUACAUCCUACGUCUAUAAUGAAACCCGAGAACAAUUGCAUGCUACUUGCUUCAUUAAGAAAAGAACGGCAGCCUCUCAUAGUUUCUUUUGUUUUCUACAACCCUCCUAUUUCCGAGACGCCGUAUGUAAAUUUCGCAUGGACUCAAGAAAAACACUAAAUUGCAUAUUAUUUUGCAUUGGGCUAUUCAAAAAAAUAAUUAUCAUUUUUCUCGAGCCCUCGUUGAUUUAACAAAAGUACGAUAGUCGAAAAUAAUUAAUGAAAUUUUGAAAGACAAAAAUGGCCAACAGGAGCCAACAGUCGAGAAAGUUGACGAGCAAGUAACUAAGGACUAGAGUCAAUUUGGCACGCCCUAUAACUCGGUGCACUUUGCGACUCUACGAAGAGCGGACAUGCUUCGCAGAUUUGUCUUCAUUUGCGAAAACGAGGUGGUGUGGAAAUCUUCGUAAAUCAUCUGGCAGAGAGGAAACUUGGUAUACAGAAGCGUUCGUAGGAAUACGUAAGAGGGUCUCUACGGAGGAAGGGGAGUAGUUAGAAGGAGAGAGUAGGA
Molecule: messenger RNA, 3557 nt
Organism: Cephus cinctus (wheat stem sawfly)
Lineage: Eukaryota; Metazoa; Arthropoda; Insecta; Hymenoptera; Cephidae
Product: GATA zinc finger domain-containing protein 14-like
Exons: 3
Coding region: 310-2670 (786 amino acids)
Cellular component (GO): extracellular region
Molecular function (GO): chitin binding
Source: RefSeq, a predicted model, not a curated record